Molecule: messenger RNA, 1785 nt
Organism: Dendroctonus ponderosae (mountain pine beetle)
Lineage: Eukaryota; Metazoa; Arthropoda; Insecta; Coleoptera; Curculionidae
Product: potassium channel subfamily K member 6
Exons: 8
Coding region: 570-1769 (399 amino acids)
Biological process (GO): stabilization of membrane potential; potassium ion transmembrane transport
Cellular component (GO): membrane
Molecular function (GO): potassium ion leak channel activity
Source: RefSeq, a predicted model, not a curated record
UCGUGGAAGCUAAAAAGUAUGGAGCUGAAAAAAGUUUUCAAGGGUUCGGCUUAUAAAACGUGAAGUGUUGGGAUUUUCCGUCAGUUCGAGUAGUUUUUCUUGAAAACAGUCAAUAUUUUAAGUGAAAAUCGGAAUAACACUUGAGGCUGAAGCUAAAUGUUUACAAAAUCGUACAGUUUUUUGAGUAAAUAAAGCUCUCGCGUGUACACAACAAACUUCAACAACAAAAGUUCUUAACGUAUAGCUACUCGUAUACAAUGCAAACUUUAUAGUUUGUAAAGUGUUUUUAAAAAAGUUACAACAUUUUGAAGAAAUUAAGGGACCGAAGUCAAGGCUUAAAACUGGAAAGGUGUGUGAAAGUCCAACUUUAGUGAACGAAUUGGACCUGGAGAUUAAGGAAAAGUCGUCGAGUAAAAAAAUCUCCCCAACAUUAGAGCUAGAAACAAUAAAUAACACAUAUUCUCACCUCAGGGUUCUGCGACAGAACAAUGCGUCUUCACUUGCAUUGUUAUUAAAAAUUCGAUCUUUUCGGAUUUCCGCAUAGUAAAAAAGCGCUAUUUUUACCAAGCAUGAAAAUGCAAGAACGCGAAGAUCGUCGGACCACGACGCCUUUGAUCGCCGUCGAGACGCGCGUCCAAAUCAGUUCCUCAAUGGACUUUAAGUCUCGUGUGCGCGAUUGGUGGCAAAGUCUUCGCCUUAAGGCCUUCUGUCAACACGCUGGAUUGUUGGUGGCUUUGGCUGGAUAUACCGUGCUAGGAGGAUUGGUGUUUAGAAGAUUAGAAUAUCCAGCUGAACUAUCCAGAAUCGAAUAUCACAACGGCACCCUUAGUCAGACCAGGCAGAACCUGAUUAGGAUAAUAGUGAAUAAUUCAGAUUUAAGAAACCUCAUAUCAAUUGAAUUGGAUAAUUACGAAAAAGCUCUAGAGGCAUCGUUUAACGAUGGUAUUCCGUUACGUCCCAAAGUGGAAAUGGCCAAGUGGACUACCUUGAAAGCAGUCUUUUUUUGUUCCACAGUACUGACCACUAUAGGAUAUGGAAACAUAGUUCCUAUGACUUUAGAAGGCAAGGCUUUUUGCGUAGUUUUCGCUUUGGUAGGGAUACCUUUAACAAUGACGGUUAUUGCUGAUUGGGGUCGGUUAUUUGCUUCCACUUUGUCAGCAGUCAUGCAACAAAUUCCUCCGUUACCCAAGUCUUUAAGGAAUGCUAUGGUUGCUCGAAGAACUUCGUCCUACGCCCUAUCGGCCGUGUGCUUCCUUUUCGUGUAUUUAGCAGCUGGGGCGGCAAUUUUCGUACUUUGGGAAGAAGAGUGGAGCUUUUUUGAUGGGUUUUAUUUCUGCUUUAUUACGAUGACCACUAUUGGGUUUGGAGACUUGGUUCCGACACAGCCCAAAUACAUGCUGCUCUGUACUCUCUACAUUCUGGUCGGAUUAGCUCUCACCUCCACUAUAAUUGAGCUGGUGCGACGACAGUACGCCCAAUCAUGGAGGCAACUCCAAGCUCUUAGGGGACCAUUGGCUGAAAACUUCCGGAAGUUUGCGGACAACGCGCCUGGUCUAGAUGUUCUGGCCUUUCAACAGGAUUUAAUGAAAGUAUUGACAGUGGUAUCAAUGCCAAAGCGAAUUGGUAGUCGCAAAGAUAAAAAGAAUAAAGGAAAAGUAGACAAAGAUUGGGAAGACGCCUUGCAGGCGGUUAUCCAGGAUAUUACGACGAAAAGUUCAAAUAAAGAGCAACAACUUGUGCAAAUUGUUGUUUAUGAGAGUUCUGUUUAAUAAAACUUUACCCAUU